Molecule: messenger RNA, 1221 nt
Organism: Bipolaris victoriae FI3
Lineage: Eukaryota; Fungi; Ascomycota; Dothideomycetes; Pleosporales; Pleosporaceae
Exons: 1
Coding region: 1-1221 (406 amino acids)
Source: RefSeq, a predicted model, not a curated record
AUGGCGAAAAAGGCGAAGCUCACCGAAGAUGAAAAGCAACACCUCGAACACCACUUUCACGAAGUUCGGGACCACGCACUUCGUCGGUGGUAUAAGGACGCGCAUGGCAACGAUCCACAGCUCAAAGCUGUUGCUCAAGCAAGGCUACAGCUGCAGAUCUGGCUUAGAGAAAAGCGGGGAGAAAUCACAACGCUACAACAACAGCGUGAUGCAUGCAAGGCUGACAGUGAUACCGACGGAGUAGAAACUGUACGAAAGAAGUUAAAGCACGCUCAUUGUGCUUUAGCUAUGCAUAUGAAGAUGUCGAAGGAAGGAAUACCGACUUCCACCACUGAGAAAGCCCGCCGGCGAUGGAGUGAGAGAACCUACAGUCUUGAAGAUGUGUUGCGCGACCGGGAUUUAGACAAAGGGUCUGAUUUCGGUGUGAAUCGCGACAAUAUGUUUCGUUCAGUUGUAGAGGAAGAAGAUAGUGGCAUGUUACUCGCAGGAAGUCUAGGAGACAUGCAGCUGGAAGACGAAGAUGGUGGAAUAACACUGGAGGACUGGGACGAGGGAGAUGGCUCGAGCGAGCUUAUAUCAGAUCCGACCACUAUAUGGAAACAACACGCUCUCCAUAUACAGCAGCGUUGUAGACGUAUCGGGCUUCCGGAUUUUACAGUGGGAACAAGGCUCGCUUUCCAAAAGAAGAUCUUUGAUCUACACGUAGACCGCGAACGCCAGCUUCGCGAAGCUACUAAGAGUAGUUCAAAGUUUGAUACAGAUGCGCAGUAUCCUCUCCGCGAGGGUACCAGUGCAUCUUGGAAUGCAGUCUUAGCCGCAGCGACAUUCUCGGAGCAUAGCCUAUGGGAACUUACUUGCCCUAUGCUUUGGCGUCAUUUUGAGAGUGGGCGUAGCUUCGACCACCCUCAAUGGGUUCCCAAUGGUCUCAUGCGUAUCCAGACCGUCUCAAAUGCGUCCUAUGUCUUCUUUGAAUUCGGUACGCGUUCGUUCAGUACGAAUCGGAUCUCUAUCCCGGCGACUGUCAACACUCGGGCACUGGUGCUUUCUGCCCGGUGCCACCAGACGAGGGCAAGCAUUUACUUUGAGCUUUCGUUUCUUGCUCGAAAUUUCGUUGAGGUUCGAUUCCCAAUAACCGCAAUUCUUCAAUUCGAUGGGUCGUGCAUGACUCCUUCUACUAAAGCUGUCAAAUUAAAUGGCGUGUGGAUGGGGCCGGUUCAUUGA